Molecule: messenger RNA, 3017 nt
Organism: Eupeodes corollae
Lineage: Eukaryota; Metazoa; Arthropoda; Insecta; Diptera; Syrphidae
Exons: 2
Coding region: 662-2761 (699 amino acids)
Cellular component (GO): nucleus
Molecular function (GO): DNA binding
Source: RefSeq, a predicted model, not a curated record
UGUUACCGAACAUCCCCAGUUACCGAACAAUUAAACAAAAAAUUGCUAUAUUUUCGUUAUUUUACCGUUUUUUUCCAUGAAAACUUCACAUACAUAUGUGACCAUACUCUCUUUACGCUAAGGUAAAGUAUCUCACCAAUACAAAUACAUCUUAAGCAUGCAAAAUUGCCAGUUCAGUGUUCGGUUUGUUUGGACUCGGUCGUCCCAUGUUUUGUAGCCAAAUAUAAUUAGAAAAAGGGUCCCAGAAAAGUUGUUUGAAAGAGAAACUAUUCACGUAAGUACUUUUAUCAGUAUUUUUAAUUACAUUAGUGCAUUAGUUUAUUGUUAUUUUAAAAGUUUUAUUGAAAAAAAGUGAAAUUAUCUUGUGUUUUUUGACUGUUCGAGAAAAGGAAACCAGAGUUUACCGAGUUUCCUUACUCGAACACGUGUGUUCGGUAAUAGGAAACUGUGAUUAAUUUGUUUUAUAGCUUUUUACUACCAAAAUUCAUCGGGAAAUGAAUCCUUUAUAUUUUAGUGUAUCACAAACAGUGAAAAAAAGUAAAAAUCCUAUUUCCGAACGCGUUUUUCUUUGGUGUUCGAAAUCAGGAAACUAAGAGUUUUAAGGUAUCCUUUUUCCGAACACUAAGUUUUAAAUGUCUUUUCGUUUAACAGAUGAACAAAAAUGGCACCACAAAAGCAAAAAUAUACAGCUGCUUCGUUAGACCAAGCUUUACGAGAGAUAAGAAACAAGUCCAUGGGUAUUCGAGCAGCUAGUAGGGCAUUCGGAGUACCUAUUACAACUCUGCAUGAUAAAAUUAAAGGCAGAUCUGUGGACAAAAUGCAAAAACCCGGCCCAUCAAGCGUCUUAACUGAAGCGGAGGAGGGUAAAAUUGUGGGAUGGCUAACAAAUAUUGCCAAAUGUGGGUUUCCACAAAAACCCAAUGAACUUCUCGAUGUUGUCCAAAAAAUCAUAAGAGACGAGAAACGAAAGACUCCUUUCAAGGAUGACAGGCCAGGCAAAAAAUGGUAUUACAGUUUUUUGAGCCGACACAAGGAUUCAUUAACCUUGCGAACCCCCGAAACCAUAUCGAAAGCCAGAGCUGUUGUGAAAGAAGAGUCAAUAAGAAAAUGGUUCAGAGAACUGGAAACAUAUUUGACUGAUGAAAAUUGUCGAGACCUUUUGGAUGAUGCAACACGUAUUUUUAACGGAGAUGAAACAUCAUUCAGCCUGGCACCUAAGACAGGAAAUGUCAUUGGUCCAAGAGGAUACCGCAACUUAUUUCAAAUAAAAUGUUCCAAUGAAAAAGAAAAUAUAACAGUUCUUCUGGUUUUUAAUGCUAGUGGUGAAACAUUGCCACCAGUCGUAGUUUUCCCUUACCAAAAAGUACCAUCAAAAAUAGUUAAUAGUAUGCCAGGAGAUUGGGUCGUUGGUCGCUCAGAAACUGGGUGGAUGCGGACGGAAACAUUUUUUGAAUACGUUGCGAACGACUUUUCAAAUUGGCUAAAUCAGCAUCACAUUAAAAGGCCAGUGCUCCUUUUAGUUGACGGACACAAGUCGCAUAUAUCUAUGCACUUAAGCGAAUUCUGCUCUAACAAUCAAAUUAUUUUGUAUUCCCUCCCACCUAACACAACGCAUAUAAUGCAGCCUGCAGAUGUGGGAGCUUUUAAAGGCCUCAAGAGUGAUUACAGGAAAACUUUAAGAGAAUGGAGCGUUUUACCAGAAAAUCAUGGUAAAACAGUGACAAAAACGAAUUUUUGCCAACUGUUAAAAGUUGUUUUAGAUAAGAGUGAUCGUUCCCCAGUAAUAAAAAAUGCAUUCCGGAAGUGUGGCUUAUUUCCGUUCGACCCCGAAGCCGUUGACUAUACAAAAUGCCUUCACAAUAAUUUGGAGAGAGUGAAUGAAUCCAACAAUGAAGUCACGGACGUAACUAAAAAUGAGAUGGAGACAACAAAGAAAGUUUUGACAUUUUUUGAAAGCCAAAUUAUUGAAAAAGGGAUUGACUUUCAAAAUUUAAUGAAAACUCUAUCAGAUGCUCACAAUAACCUUCCGAGUUCUCAGGUUCCUGAACUACUUGUAAUGCAAAAUAGUCCAUCUUUGCAAACAGAAAAUUUAGACGAUAUGGUACCAUCAGCUCAAUCAACAAAUGACGAUUUAGACCUUAUUGUAACAUCACCUCAAACAACCAAUGAUGUUUGUAUCGACGAAGAUAUUUUAGAAGAAGCUUUGGAAGAAAUUUUGAACCCCCAUAGAGAAAUCUCUGACAAUUUUACAAAAACAAUCACUGCCGAAUCAGUUACCACAGCCCUUAUUACAAGCGAAACCUCUACACCAUGCAAUAGCCCAUCCUCCAGUUUUUCUAAACAUUUAACAUAUCCGGAUCCCAUAACAAAUAAGAAAGGUGUCACAUUACUCCCAGAAAAUAGAGCCCCAAUGUCGAUCUCGUCUGCUAAAUGGAAAGAGUUUUAUAAAAACAGAGAACGGAUUAAGCAGGAAAAAAGAAAGGAAAUUGAAGAACGCAAAAAGAAACGCAAGAUCCUGCAAGAUCAGAAACCAAAAAAGAAACAAAAGAAAAAAGUCAAUGUUUCAGAAAAGUCACGCAAAAAAGAAAUAUGUGAACAAUGUAACGAUGAACUGGACACUGAUGCAGAAGAUGAUGCAUUGAAAAACAUUGGAUGCGACUCAUGUAGCAGAUGGUACCAUUUGUCCUGUACGAAACUCUCUACGAAGACAUUCCAAGAAGCACAAAAUGAGGAUUUUGUUUGCGAUUUAUGCGCAAAUUAAAAUAAUGAAAUAGCCAAAGCUAUUGUUUUUACUUAUUAAUUUUUAAUCAAUGAAGUACCUUUAAUUUUGUCUACUAUUUAUUUUUUUACUAAUUAGUUAUAACCUAUAUUUAUUUAUUUUUAUACAAGUUCCUACGCAUAAAGUGUACCUGUAAGUACAAAAAGAGUGAUAUUAUCUAUUAAAUAGAUAUAUAAUAAUUAUAAAAUUUAGCUAUAAGCAUACCUAUAUAAUCAAAUUAAUUUUAAGUAUAAGAAAA